AUGCCACUGCGACGAACGGCAGUGAUGAAACUGGCGUCGCUGGGCGUCAAAGCCGAAUUCAAGUUGGACAGAGUCGGCACCAAGGUGCUGCUCCGUACGAAAAAACCAUACAAGGUCGUCAUCAGAGGUCUACCGAACUUUGACCCGAAGUUGAUCGAAGCUGAAAUCAAGAACCGCUACAAGCUGGCCCCAACUGCCGUCUUCCGGAUGACAAGGAGGAACGAGAACGUCAAGAAAUAUCCGGAUUGCCUUUUCCUGGUGCAUUUCCAGAAGGGAACGGUGACGCUCAAUGCGUUGAAGGCCAUCCGCUCCAUCAAUUCCAUUAUUGUUCGAUGGAAGCCAUACCGUGGCGGCCGUCACGACGUCACCCAGUAUCAGCGUUGCCUGAAUUUCGGUGUUGUCGACGAGUCGGAAACGGCAAAAUGCGCCAAAUGUGAUGACUCUCAUCAAAGGUCCGACAAACAGUGCCCCAAGCGCGAAGAUUUCAAGCGGAUCCGAAAGCAGGCGUCCACAAGAAAUCAAUCAGGACGAAAGAAGGACAAUACGCCGGUAUUCAGAGUGGAGGACUUCCCGCCUCUUCGUGCUACGCAACACGGUCAAGCAAAUCCGCGGGUGCAACCCGGCCCUCGUCAAGAAACGUCUGCACAAAACGUCAAUCCCGAUCUCUUCUCUGCGGAUGAGCUGAUGAAGAUUUUCGUCGACAUGACCAGCGCCCUUCGUAUCUGCCGCAGCAAGCCCGAACAGAUCCAAGUGCACGAUUCUGUUUCGAUUCCUCGGUGGGUGGCGUUCUGUACGGACCUUGCUUCAAUUCAAAUUCACGGCUUUUGCGAUGCGUCCAAGAAAGCCUACGGAGCAUGUCUGUACUUCCGGAGUACCACAUUCAGCGGAUCAGUGGAAGUUCGUCUCAUCACAGCGAAAUCCAAAAGAAAGGGGAAGAAAAGGGAACAAACUACACCACGACUGGAAUUGUCAGGCGCGCUACUCCUUAGUCAUCUGUACGAGAAGAUCGUCAGCAGUACCGGUAUCCACCACACAGCUCACUUUUGGACCGAUUCUACGAUCAUGAUGUACUGGUUGUCAUCCUUGCCAUCGAGAUGGCAGAUGUUCGUGGCGAAUCGAGUGUCUGAAAUCCAGCACAUUACAAAGGGAAGUUCCUGGAAGCAUGUAGCCGGUGCAGCCAAUCUGGCCGACAUUAUCUCUCGAGGAAUGAUUCCAGCCCAGUUACAGUAUGAAAAGCUGUGGUUCGAAGGUCCUCUGUGGCUUCGCCAAGAUGCUAGUAUAUGGCCGUCGAAUGUUCCAGAAGAAGAAGUUGAUCAAGCACUCCUGGAGGAAAGAAAGAUCGUUGCUCUGCCAGCAACAUCGGACCCAGUCAGUGAAAUAUUCAGCCUUCGUUCGUCGCUCUUUAUCUUGGUCCGAUUGAUCGCAAGAAUACGCCGUUUCGUCCAUGAUACACAGCAUAGAGAUGAGAGGCGUAUUGCUUUCCUGUCGUAUCCUGAGCACGAAGAAGCAAUAGCAGUCCUGGUUCGACUGGCACAACGAGAAUCGUUUCCGAUGGAAUUCGCUGCAUUGGAGAAAGGAAAGUCUAUCAGCCCGUCGUCAAAGUUGAACAAGCUCAACCCUAUCUUCAUCGAUGGAGUAUUUAGUGUAGGAGGUCGAUUAGCAAAGGCACCAGUAUCAGCAAGUCGGAAGCAUCCGAUAAUCCUGUGUCACCGUCAUCCGUUGGCCAAGGUGGUCCUAGACUAUUAUCAUCGCAAGAACUUCCAUUCUGGGAUGCAGCUGCUUGUGUCCACAGUGCGGGAGCGAUUCUGGGUAACACGCAUCAGAAGCCUAGCCAACACUGUCAUUCAUGAAUGCGUCCAGUGCUUCCGUAACAGACCGAAGGUUUUGGAUCAGCUAAUGGCUGACCGUCCAUCCGAACGUGUAUCUCCAGUGCCACCAUUCCUGAACAUCCCUAGGAAACACUUUGUCGCAAUCUUCGUCUGCCUUGUAACGAAGGCAGUCCAUCUUGAACUGGUGAGCGAUUUGACCAGUGAAGCCUUUCUUGCUGCCUUCAAACGAUUCGUGGCACGCAGGGGAAGACCAGCCCUAGUCAUGUGCGACAAUGCCUUGAACUUUGUUGGAGCCAAGUGUCAGUUGGAUGAAUUACGGCAGUUAUUCAUGGAUCAAGGAUUCCACGAUUCUGUUGCACGCGGAGCAGUAGAGGAAGGAAUAGAGUUUUGCUUCAUUCCGGCAAGAUCUCCCAAUUUCGGCGGCUUAUGGGAAGCCGCGGUGAAAUCGUUCAAAGGGCAUUUCAAGCGCACUAUCAGCGAUAGAUUGCUCCAGCAUGACGAAAUGUCUACAGUGUUGCCACAAAUAGAAGCCAUCCUGAAUUCUCGACCGCUCACUCCGAUCAGUAACGACCCGUCGGAUUUCGAAGCGUUAACUCCUGGACACUUUCUCGUCCAGCGACCAUUAACAGCGAUUGCAGAACCUUUGUUGGAAAGUAUUCAGCACAAUCGGCUGUCUAUGUGGCAGCGAGCUCAGGACUAUGUUCAGCAAAUCUGGAAGAAGUGGUGUGUCCAGUACCUUUCCGAUCUCCACAAUAGAACAAAAUGGACCCGCAAGCGCGAUAACAUCUCCAUCGGUACCUCGAUUCUGUUGAAAGAGGACAACCUCCCGCCUCUGAAAUGGAAGCUAGGACGUGUGGUUGACAUCCAUGCUGGCUCAGAUGGAAACAUCCGCGUAGUUACUGUAAAAACGCAAAACGGUCUGUACCGAAGGGCAAUUUCCAAAAUUUGUAUCCUACCGAUACGUGACAACAACUUUGAUCUCUCUGCUUCCGAGCAAAACUAA
Ochlerotatus camptorhynchus is the source of this 2832-nucleotide messenger RNA. RefSeq lists its product as uncharacterized. NCBI's taxonomy places the organism in Eukaryota, Metazoa, Arthropoda, Insecta, Diptera, Culicidae. Gene Ontology annotation, biological process: DNA integration. The record is from RefSeq and is a predicted model, not a curated record. The transcript has 6 exons. Gene Ontology annotation, molecular function: nucleic acid binding. Bases 1 to 2832 code for a protein of 943 amino acids.